Messenger RNA from Trichomonas vaginalis G3, 468 nucleotides. RefSeq names its product bifunctional inhibitor/lipid-transfer protein/seed storage 2s albumin superfamily protein family. The transcript has a single exon. The record is from RefSeq and is a predicted model, not a curated record. NCBI's taxonomy places the organism in Eukaryota, Parabasalia, Trichomonadida, Trichomonadidae.
UUGAAAGAAACAGCAUUUGAAACAGCAUAUUCAACACCAUCAUCAACUGUUUCUAAUACACCAUAUUCAACACUCCAAAGUACUCCAUCAGUUUCACGAACACCAGCACGAACAAUCUUUGUUCCAAUUGAUUCAACAUCAUCCGAUGGUAAUGACGACAACAGUCAAAAAGAACAUUCAAAUAAGAAGAAUAAUGUUUCAUCACUUGUCGGCAUUAUUGUUGGCUGUCUUGUUGGUUUAAGUCUUCUCAUUGUUUUGUCCGUUGUUUUGUACCGUCACUUUAAAUCAGAAAGUUCUUCAUCAACAGACAUCGAAAACAAAACAGAAGAAACUAAAAUCAUCAACUCAGAUGAAGAAACAUAUCUUCAAACUACUAUUGAAACCAUCCCUCAAUCAUUCAUUUUCACUACAGAGCUUGAUGACGAUGAUGAUGCUUCAACUGACGAUCCAUUUAAUUUCUACAUUUAA